AUGUUAAGGUGUUGGCAGAUGUUAAGUUAUUUUUCUUUAUGCGAACAGUGGCAUUGCAAAAUUACACAUGCAAACUGUUGUAACACACUGCUGGUUGUAACCAUUCUUUUUUGGAGUAAGUAAGUAUCACAUUAGAACAAAAUGGACCCAACCAAUCAAGCUGAAACCCUCCUUAAGUAUGAUGUGCCAAUUAUGGUCAGCACAGACGAGAGCUCCAUCUUAACAGAGAUGCUCUCCGUUAGUGUGAGUCCUCAGCCUCCACAGUCUCAGACUCUGCCGACAACUUCUAGACCUAGAGAUGAACCUGUUCAGAAAACUGAGGACAUCUUAAACACUAUGUUUCCUCCCAGGAAGUGGAUGAGGGGAAACCAAUUAUGGGUGCAGCAGGUGUCCCAUGCACCUUGCAAAAGGCUAGAUGUUGUGUACCUAGAGGAAGACUUUGAACGAAAGCUGCACGAACAGCAGGCCAGGAAAACAGGCAUCUGUCCGGUCCGCAUGGAAAUCUAUGCUGAAUGCUUUGAUGAGUUACUUAGACAGGUGACUACAGACUGCCCUGAGAGAGGAAUGCUGCUGGAGAAGGUCAGAGGAGAAAUUGAAAUGACUGUUGCUGCCUACCAGACACUGUAUGAAAACAGUAUCAUUUACGGCAUUAAGAAAGCACGUCUCUCUGAGCAGGUCUUGCCUGAGCUAAAGAAAAAAAUUUCAGAGAUGGAGAAGGAAAUUAAAACACUGACGAAGAAGGUGGAAGAACAAAAGAAGAAGUAUGAUGCCUAUGUAAAAAUAGAGGAUGAAAAGAGAGAACAGAUGGAAAAGCCUUAUCAUCUAAAGAUAGAGUUCCUGGAGAAACUUAGUCAACAGAUCAAGGACCAAAAGGAUGAAAUAGGAAAGCCUUUCCCCCCAGAUCGCGGGAAAAAAAAUACACACGCCAACAGCCAUGAAAUAACUGACAACUGGAAGAUUGAUUUGAAGAAAUGUAUUCUAAUUUGCUAA
Messenger RNA from Cynoglossus semilaevis (tongue sole), 990 nucleotides. RefSeq names its product axonemal dynein light intermediate polypeptide 1-like. NCBI's taxonomy places the organism in Eukaryota, Metazoa, Chordata, Actinopteri, Pleuronectiformes, Cynoglossidae. The transcript has 6 exons. The coding region runs from base 142 to 990 and encodes 282 amino acids. Gene Ontology annotation, molecular function: dynein heavy chain binding. Gene Ontology annotation, cellular component: axoneme; ciliary base. The record is from RefSeq and is a predicted model, not a curated record.